This is a messenger RNA of Ictalurus punctatus (channel catfish), 1485 nucleotides long. RefSeq names its product ER membrane protein complex subunit 7. Gene Ontology annotation, molecular function: carbohydrate binding. The coding region runs from base 81 to 767 and encodes 228 amino acids. The record is from RefSeq and is a predicted model, not a curated record. Gene Ontology annotation, cellular component: EMC complex. The transcript has 5 exons. Lineage: Eukaryota; Metazoa; Chordata; Actinopteri; Siluriformes; Ictaluridae.
ACAGACCAAGUGUAAAAUGAAAUGUUCAUGAACGUUUACAGGAUUAUAUAUAUAUAUAUAUAUAUAUAAAAAUUGUCAAGAUGCUUUUUAAAUAUUGUGACCGUGUAGUUCUGACGGUUUUGUUGUUGGGAUUAUGCACGCGCUUUAACGCAGUAGCGGAAAGUGGCGAGAAAUUCCGCAUUGAGGGCCGCGCGCUCGUGUACGGCGUGAGAACUGAGGAGUGGACUCCGCUCGCUCACGUGCUGCUGGAUGGAGAGGAGCAUGUUGGCUUCGUCAGACUUGAUGGCAGUUUCACAGUAAAUGAUGUGCCGUCCGGAUCUUAUGUGGUCCACGUUGCGUCUCCCGUGUACAGAUUCGAGCCUGUCAGAGUUGACAUUACUGCAGCAGGCAAAAUGCGUGCCAGAAGGGUCAAUUACAUCAAGCCAUCUGAGGUAGUGCAGUUGCCUUACCCUAUUCAGAUGAGAUGUACAGGACAGCAUUCAUACUUUGCAAAACGAGACACAUGGGUUUGGUCUGAUUUCUUCAUGAACCCUGUGGUUCUCAUGAUGGUGCUUCCCCUUUUGAUCAUCCUUCUUCUCCCAAAGCUUAUCAACAUGAAUGACCCAGGGAUGAGAAGGGAAAUGGAACAGUCAAUGAAUGUGCUCAAUCCCAGCCCUGAGCUUCCAGAUGUGUCUGAGCUCAUGACCAAGUUCUUUGCCCCACCUAAGAGCCAAGGUAAAUCAGGAACUCACAAGGGACACAGAGGCAGUGGUCCGCGUAGGAGAUAGCAUGUAUGUGAACAAGAAGACAUGUUACUCAUGCCUUUGUUUCAUCUUGAUUUUCCCAUUUCAGUCCUUUGCUAAAUUACUGUAGUAUCACCAGUUGUGCACCACAAGCUUUGAUAUAUGAGAAAUAUGUUUGAAACUAUUAACAUUAACGGUGCUUUAGGUCAGUGUGUUUAUAUUAAUUGGGUUUUUGAAUACCUUCUCUUGAUACAUUUUCUGUUGUGAUAGUAUUUAUUGAGUCUUUAUUUGUUUAUUGAUUCUGAGAACAUAAGUAAAAAAUAUAUUUAAGUCAAAGUUUUAUUAAUGUUACAUAUUUUAAAUAAUAAUAUAAUUUUAUUAGCAUGAAGUGAGGGCAACAUUUUAUCUUCUAGCUUAUUUCAUGUAUUGUACUUAUUUGGUCUGUAUGAUAUUAAAUAGCUUUAGAAUGCUAGAUUAGAUAUCAGGGUCUCUAAAAAGCAACAGCCUUGGCUGACCACUGUGGAAGUUGAAUGUGUGAAGGCUAAAUAUAUCACUAGUGAAAGUAAGAGGGUCUAUAAGGGAUAAUCUGUCAGGGAAGGAUCUGCUGAUUUUGGUUAUCUGCCAACUCUGAGGCACUUGCUGAUAAGAACAGAUUAGAUUAGUGUAAUAAAUAUAUAUGUGGUGUUGUUUUUUUAUGGGUGCUUUUGAGAGCUUGUAACCACUGUAUACACUACCAUGUUGACAAUAAAACAACAUAGAUCAA